CUCGUGGGUGAUGUCAUGCAGCAGGCUGCUGUUUGGUGCUGAUGCUGCUGAGCUGCAGAUCUUCAGUCUGAACAGAGACCGAGCAUCACUGCAGGGAACAGACUCUACCUCACCACAGUGUCUUUGACAGAGGACAGCAGCAGCAGGAUGACUCUGGCAGCAUACAGAGAGAAGAUGCGAGAGCUCCCCCUGGUGUCUCUCUUCUGCUCCUGCAUCCUCCCCCAACCCCGAGACGCCACAGCUGACAAGAAGGAAGCAGCAGGCGUGGUGGACUUGAACCUGUGCAACAUCCGGGACAUGGAGGUGAUCGAGCUGAGCAAGCGGACGAGCGGCCAGGCCUUCGAGGUCAUCUUAAAGCCGCCCACCUUUGACGGUGGCCCCGAGCUGAGGGCGACCACGCCGCCUCGCCAGAAACCCUCGCUGGAAGAGAUCCAGAAGAAACUGGACGCUGCUCAAGAGAGGAGGAAGUGUCAGGAGGCAGAGCUGCUGAAGCACCUGGCCGAGAGGCGGGAGCACGAGCGCGAAGUCGCUCAGAAAGCUCUGACCAAAGAGCGCCAGGAGCACCGAGCCGACGCCGUCAAGGAGCAGCGGCAGAUGCACCUGAACGCCUCACAGGAGCGGCAGCAGGAGGAGGUGAGGACGCAGGUGUUACAAUCAGUCUGCACUGUGACUCAGAGACAGAUUCAGAUUCUGAAUCACGGAGACGAAUCUCUAAUGUGUCUUGAUGGCCUGAUCACAACACAAGCUGAACAUUAAUUGGAAGCCAUUUUGGAGGGCUGAUGAGCUGAGGAUUGAUGUGCCGGCAACCCGGCGCUGCUCCGACUUGGAGACGUACAGGAAGAGACUCUGAAAAGAGUGAGAGAAGAAGAAAAAGAGGAGAAGGAGGAGGACUGAGGCGAGUCUCGACCUCCUCUCUACAACCAGGACUCUUCUUGAUGAGAUCAACUCUGAGAAAAACUUGGACGCUGCAGAUUCAGUCAUCAUUGGACGGUUCACAGAGGUUUUACUGUGCUUUGUUGCCAUGCCAACAGUGCCAAUGUGUUCGUGUGUGUGAUUGUUUUCGCAAAGAGGAUUCAACGCUUCACAGCGUCCCAUCAAAGCUGCACCCGACCCAACCAAACCAGAACCCGGACCCAAAAGAAAUGUCUCCAUGUCUUCCUCUGACUCCUCUGAGAGAAAACCUGGGGCUGGACUCCCUCCACCUGUCAGGAGGUCCACAUGGAGCAGAGACACAGCUGAUCAGAGAUAAACAGCUCCACCUGCUGGACACCGACUGCAAAACUACAGGAAGGGUUUGAUCAGUUACAUGAAGCUCUUCAGAGAGAUCCCGUGGCAGCAAAAUCAGUCGGAGCAGUUUCAAGUCAAGAAUGACUCGUAAUACAGGUCAGAGGGCAAGUCAAGACCAGAACCAGGACAGACAGAGGAGUCAGCUGGACUCAGACAAGACCAGAUACAGUUAUAGACGAGGUUACAGUUACAGCCCAGCAAACAAAGACAAGUCAGAGUACAAACACUCGCUGAGAAGAGCCAAAGCUGAACUGAAAGUCAGAGUUCAUGUGUUACAGGAACGAGACGAGUGUGAGUCCAAACACAGACGAGACGUUCAGGUUCAAACACUAAUGAAACUCUCCUCUUCAGCCCCUUUUACAGCCCCACGUUUUCAUUGUCAGAUUCUAUAUUUGGAUUCUUUCUCAUAUUUCUGAACAACAGGACAAUAUACUCAAGCUAGCAUGUUGGCAUUUAUGCAGCCGUUUAAGCUAAUGUGAGCCGAGGCACCAACAGUCCUGCUGGAUGAGACUUCUGCUUUAUUACACCAACAGCAAACAAGUCGGUAGCUCCUGCGGCUAACGUUAGCGCCAUCACCUGUCAUCACACACGUCACAUCCUGCUGACACGGACGGACGAGAUCACUGAUGAACGACUGAUAAUCACGUGUGUGCAUUGUUUACAGCUACAGUGGUGUGUUUGUGUGUGUCAGUCUGUUUCCCUGGCAACGUCAUUGUAUAGGAGUCAGGCUGAGAUGAUGAUGAUGAUGAUGAUGAUGAUGACGACGACAAUGUACAGAAAUCACAUUAUAUUUUAAAUCAAUAAACGAUGACACUUUA
This is a messenger RNA of Acanthopagrus latus (yellowfin seabream), 2105 nucleotides long. RefSeq names its product stathmin-4-like. Gene Ontology annotation, cellular component: neuron projection; cytoplasm. The transcript has 6 exons. Gene Ontology annotation, biological process: microtubule depolymerization; regulation of microtubule polymerization or depolymerization; neuron projection development. Bases 148 to 756 code for a protein of 202 amino acids. The record is from RefSeq and is a predicted model, not a curated record. Lineage: Eukaryota; Metazoa; Chordata; Actinopteri; Spariformes; Sparidae. Gene Ontology annotation, molecular function: tubulin binding.